UUAACGUCUGAAGGGUCUCCAUCAAAGAUUUUGACCAGUUUCAAGUUUUAAACAGCCUUUCCUAGUAUAUACUGAAAACUUUUUUUGAGGUUGGGCAAUUACUUGACGCAAACGCGUGGUUAAUUCAGAUAUUUAUCCUUAUUUCUUGAGGUGAUUAUUUAGUCAGACGGGAAGAUUCACGAGCCUUCAUUGUCGAAAAUCGAGUAAAUUUCGAAACGGAGUAGUUCAGCUCUGAUGUUGAUUCAGUAACCACUGAAGAAUUCAUUCAGGGAUUCGUUAAUCUGAUUCAAACCAGGAACGUGAGUGCAAAUGAAUCACGACCAGACGCUGCUCAAAUGAGUCAAAUUGAUGAAUCGAACAGUUCAGACUGGAAAAUUACUUUCAUAAAUCAGGAAUAUAAUUUUGUUUUUAAUGUUGUGGUGCCGGAGAGUACGCAACAAACUGCUAAGAAUAGUUAAAAACCAGUGCAUCGAUAACCGCUAACGCGAUUGAAAUCCAGUCUGUACGUGUAAUAUGAUUAAGACAAUUAAAGUUUUUAAAGAUUUUCAUUUCUGAGAGGAAUCGGAGAAAACUUACAGUGCGCUGCGCAGGAGCUCCGCGUCCGUUAGCUGAUGUUCCGUUAUUGCCAUGGCAACUGUAGAUUUGUGACGUGGCGAUGACGUCACAGGGCAUAGUAUAUAAAUUGAUGCGAGUCAGUAGAACGACAGAGAGCUUUGGAGAGUUUGAGGGUGAUUUUACUGCUAUAGACAAGAGCCAGUCCUUAUUGAGUCUCUAGAUACAGUUUAUAGACACAAACAGACAAUCAAUUUGAUUACUGUACAAUGUUAAGUACAGAUUAUUGAUCUGUCAGUCUCAGAACACCAGACAAUGUCCACAGAGGUCAGAGAGGUGCUUCUGGAGGUUUACCUCAACGGUGCCUUCUACUGCAGGGAAAGUUACUGGGCAUCAGAUGAUAAAGAUGUGCAGCUGGAGUUUGAGAUCACCGAUGCCAUCUAUGACCUUCUCGGCUGCAGCGCAUCUCAAGAGAUAGAUGUGCAGCUGGAGUUUGAGACGGACGAUCACGUCUCAGUCGGUCACUGCAGUCCAGGAGAGAUGCACAUGGAGCUGGAGGCUGAAGAGAAUCAGAACAUCUCAGUCUGUGAAGUGAAAGACUUGCAGCUGGAGAUGAACAGGAACGUCAGCGUCUCAGAGCUGAAGGGGCCUGCGCUGGUGUCUGAAGAUCUGAGAGACCCAGCAGGACCUUCAGUGGAAGACAGCGAUGUUCAGGAGAACAGCCCGACAGAAAGCACUGCUGGGUGGAUGUUCAAGAAAAUAAGUGCAGUCUUCCAGCAAUUGACUGCAAUCUUCCAGACAAAUGCACUGAAUGCUAUUGGGGAACCUGAAGUGGAUCUUCAUGAUACAGAGAAAUCAUGUCUCCCAGAUCCCAGCGUUCCUGAGCCAGAUCCUGAAAUGGAUCUGGUCGAUACCAAGCAGUCAUGUAUCCCAGAACCUGAAAUGGAUCUGGUCGAUAUUGAACAAUCAUGUGUCCCAGAUCACAGUGUUCCUGAUCCAGAACCUGAAGUGGAUCUUCUUUAUCCAGAGAUAUUAUGUGGUCCAGAUCCCAGCAUUCCCGAGCCAGAACCUGAAAUGAAUCUGGUCGAUAUUGAACAAUCAUGUGUCCCAGAUCCCAGCGUUCCUGAUCCAGGACCUGAAGUGGAUCUUGUUGAUCCAGAGGAAUCCUGUGCACCUGGUCCAAGCGUUCCCGAGCCAGAACCUGAAGUGUCAUCAGAGCAUUUAAGUUUGGAAAACUGCAUCCGUCUUAAUGUGUCCAAGCUGGAGGAUCGUUUGAGGGAAUGUACACUGUCCAAGACUCCUGUCACUGAGGUCUGGCCCAGGGUCUUCAUUGGAAAUGAAGAGACUGCAUGGGACCGAGAUAAACUGAAGGAGAUGGGAAUUACUCAUAUCCUUAAUGCUGCAGCGCCAAAAAAGGACCUGAAGUUCUUGUUGGGAAUGGCAAGCGAGAAAGACCUACUAGGAACGGUCAACACAGGGUCCAGAUAUUACAGAGGCAUGAACAUGACUUACUGUGGCCUGCCUUCGUUCAGACACUGGGCCAAUAUCAGCAAGUACUUCUUGCCAGCAGCCAAAUUUAUCCAUAAGGCCUUGAGGAACCCAACGAGUAAGGUGUUGAUUCACUGCACACAGGGCCUUAGCCACUCGGCGACUCUGUUUCUGGCUUAUCUGAUGAUCUGCCAUGACAUGAUGGUGGAGGAAGCCAUUGAUCAUGUCAUAAAAGUGAGAUGCAUCAAGCCCUAUUUCGGCCAUCUGAAGCACCUGGCGUUCCUCAAUGCCGACCUUGUGCUGCAGAGAAAACUAAAGCUACAGGGGGGGAAAACAGACAAAAAGAUGAAAAAAUGGCAGGAUGUUGUGUUUUUGUCCAGAGAGACUGCAUGGGACCGAGAUAAACUGAAGGAGAUGGGAAUUACUCAUAUCCUUAAUGCUGCAGCGCCAAAAAAGGACCUGAAGUUCUUGUUGGGAAUGGCAAGCGAGAAAGACCUACUAGGAACGGUCAACACAGGGUCCAGAUAUUACAGAGGCAUGAACAUGACUUACUGUGGCCUGCCUUCGUUCAGACACUGGGCCAAUAUCAGCAAGUACUUCUUGCCAGCAGCCAAAUUUAUCCAUAAGGCCUUGAGGAACCCAACGAGUAAGGUGUUGAUUCACUGCACACAGGGCCUUAGCCACUCGGCGACUCUGUUUCUGGCUUAUCUGAUGAUCUGCCAUGACAUGAUGGUGGAGGAAGCCAUUGAUCAUGUCAUAAAAGUGAGAUGCAUCAAGCCCUAUUUCGGCCAUCUGAAGCACCUGGCGUUCCUCAAUGCCGACCUUGUGCUGCAGAGAAAACUAAAGCUACAGGGGGGGAAAACAGACAAAAAGAUGAAAAAAUGGCAGGUUAAAACAAAAUAGAACACAGAUUUAAAAAAUGGUGCAGAGAUAAAAAAGAAAAAAAA
Molecule: messenger RNA, 2987 nt
Organism: Carassius carassius (crucian carp)
Lineage: Eukaryota; Metazoa; Chordata; Actinopteri; Cypriniformes; Cyprinidae
Exons: 6
Coding region: 868-2943 (691 amino acids)
Biological process (GO): negative regulation of MAPK cascade; protein dephosphorylation
Cellular component (GO): cytoplasm
Molecular function (GO): MAP kinase phosphatase activity; protein tyrosine/serine/threonine phosphatase activity
Source: RefSeq, a predicted model, not a curated record